Hydra vulgaris (swiftwater hydra) is the source of this 1421-nucleotide messenger RNA. The record is from RefSeq and is a predicted model, not a curated record. Lineage: Eukaryota; Metazoa; Cnidaria; Hydrozoa; Anthoathecata; Hydridae.
AAUUAAACAAUAUAAACUUCUAUUUAUUUCUAUAAACAUUUUAGUUUUAAUAACAUGAGACAACCUGAAACCAUGCGUAUAAAAAAGUUUACAUUAUUUUUAGUGCUUACUUUUACAGUAGCAUUUACAGUUGGAUUAUACAUUUGUGGUUUACAUUCCGUGCUUGCAGAGAUUUUAGUCGGAAAUGUAUCAUUAUUUUUUAAAAAAUUAAAUCGAACUAAUAAAACAAACUUAUUUAAUAAAGAUAAAAAUUUGCAUCGAACGCAUGAAACGAGUGGGUGGCAUAAUGAAAAUCAAAUUCAAAACACACAAUUAUAUCAGAUUUAUAAAAGCAACUAUUAUUACAAACGUAACCAACAGCAAAAAGUACACAAAAGUAAUAAACAUCUAAGCGAGAAAAAACCACAACAACUGCAUGAAACAGAUACAAAAAAAAAUCUAAAACAUUUAGAUUAUAAAGAUGAAGAAACUGAGAUGCAAAAUAACGAAAACAAAACGACCGAUCAAAUACCGACCGAUCAAAAACCGACCGAACAAAUACUAUCAAAAAAUAAUUCGCGAGCACAAAACAUUACACACGAAAAUCAAAACAUUUUAACACAAAUAAAAAAUAAAUGUCAAAACAACAAAAUUUUUAUUUGGACAAUCGGUCGGUCAGGUUCCAAUUUAAUUGGAAAAUUGUUAAGCAGCCAUCCAGAUGUGCUAUAUUAUAAUGAACCAGUACAUUUUAACAAAGAGGUAGCAUUUUCACCUAUAUCAAUGAUUAACUCAAUUUUCAAUCAAUCAUUUAAAACAAACACAUGCAAUCAUAUUAUUAUAAAAGAACUACAUCAAAGGUUACCAGGAGGGUUAAUAGGCUUUUCCGCUAAUUUAAAAGAUACUGUUAAAUUUUUACAUCUUAUAAGAGAUCCGAGAGCGGCUUUAAAUUCUAUGAUUAAUUUGAGUUGGUUUAAUAGUUCUAACUUACCUGUUGUUGCUUCAAAACUUUGUCAAGCAACUUUAAAAGAUUAUAGAUUUGGUCAAGCUUACAUGAAACAAAGUAAAUACCGUAUGAUAAAAUACGAGGAAUUAUGCACAAACCUUACCCACAAUGUUAUGGCUUUACUGAACUUUACUCAUCUCAAAGAAAAUUCACAAGUGAAUGAACUUAUUACAAAAAUUCAGCAAGCAAAAAAUGAAAGUAGUAAUCCUUACGAUACACAAAAAAAUCUUAUAUCACAUAUAUUCAACUGGAGAAAAAGCAUAAAUAUGAGUGUUGUCAACACGAUUGAAAGCCAUUGUUCUGAAUUGUUAAACAACUUAGGCUAUAAACUGGUAAAUGGAAAUCUUGAUUUUCUUAGAAAUUUGUCAAUACCUUUGCAUUAGAAAUAUAAUUAUAAAAAAAUAAAAAGUUUAAAAAAAAAAUUCUUAUAAUAUCCAAA